UUAAAAAGUGACAUUUAAUGGCUGCCGUUCAGCACACGGAAAAUUAUUUUUAGCCAGUGGGAGGUUUUUUGUGUCAAGUGAAAAUAAUUUAUACAAUUGAUUCUUUAAAAUAAAUGUGCUUCUAAAAGUUUCUGUUAUGUCUAACGCAGCGGCAGCACAAUGGGUGAAGUUCUUCAAUGCCUCUGGCAUACCAUCCCCAGCGGCAGCAACUUACGCACACAUAUUUGUCGAGAAUCGCAUACAAAAUGACAUGCUUAUGGAUCUCAAUAAAGAAUAUCUGCGGGAAAUGGGCAUAACCCCAAUGGGCGAUAUAAUUGCCAUAUUAAGGCAUGCUAAGAAUGUUAGUGAUCAAACUGCUCGGGAAAAGGUUCUGACAAAUUCAGAAAUGUGUGUACCAAUCGCGGCUGUCCCUGCAAAUCCUCAUUCAUCGCAUGAGCGUCCCUCAACAACUACCAAAGUUAAACUAAAGUCGGUACCCGUAACAUCAAGCACUUCAAUCAGCGCUAACAAUCGAGUUCGCAUCAAGACUUCCGAAGACAUUGAAGCAUUACUUCCCAAACAAGCGCGACGAGUUUUAACCGAACAUGAGGGGAAAUACCAAAUAAAACUUCCUCCCUCUGGCAGUACAAAGCGCAGCAAGGAUAUACUUCGGAAAAACGAAAAAUUGUAUUCGGAUCGUGAAAGCACGCAACGUCCUCAAGUUUUUGAACGUCUAGCUAAAAACUCUGCUUCGACUAUAGAUUUGGCCAACGAUGAUACAGAUGAUGGUGAAAUUAGCAGCAGUAGUACUAGUAGCAAUUUACAGAGUGGUACUAUUCGCAAUGUACGAGUACGGAUUACUGGCGUCGAUGGAAGUAAUAAGACAACCAGCAGUUCAUCUAUAUUUUCCCGUUUGGGUGGGAAAACACAAGGAGAUUCAGAUGAUGAGUUAGUAAUUGCAAAACAUAUUAAACCAAUACUUAAAAAUGCACCGAAAACAAUCAAUCGUUCUGCAAUUGUUAAAGCUAAGGCUGUGGCCUCAAGUGUGUCCCCAGUGCGUUUGAAUCCACAAAAGCAAAAGGUCAUACUAGUAAAGAAGGUGCCAUUAAAAACUAACGAAAGUGAUGACGACGAUAACGAUUCUAUGACUAGUGUUAAUGAAGUGGAUAUGGAUGAUAUUGUCACUAGUUCGAAUGCUGUAAGCAGCAGCGAAAAGAUAGUGAAAUUCGCUUCCACAGCAGAGGUGCAUGAAAUAGUACCGGAGCCCCGAUAUAAAAAAAUACCUAAGGAGCGAAAUUAUAAAGCAAGCGGUGGAGGAAAUGCUGCAGGCGGCGUUAAGUCGAGGCUGGGUUUAAAUACAGUCUUACAUACCACAAAGAAAACAUAUAACUUAAAAGCUGCCAGUAGUGCAAAUGCAAAAUCUCGUCUCAGCCCAGUUAAAAUUAAAUCUAUGCGUUUAAAGUCGGACGAGAUUUUAAUGCGCCAAGAAUUACCAGUACAUCGUCGAUUAGGUGGACCCAGUAACAUAAGUAGUACUACCAUGCAAGGAAAAACGGUCUCAGCACUUUCGAAGCGAAUCGGCAAUGUGAACAUCUCAAAGAACUCGCCUACCUUACAAAGAAAAACACAACAAAAGAGUUAUGCAUCAGUUUUUGAUCGCUUGGGUUUUAAUAGUUAAGUCUUUCUUAGGAACAUACAUAUACAUUAGAUCGGUCUAAAAAUACGCAGGAAACCCACUUUUUGUUAUUUUAUUGCUGCGGCCCCAGAAGUAAAGAGUAUCGAAAACAAGGUGACUCGUAUUUUUUUCUUGCAUUCGGUUAAUAUUUAACCGUGCCGUCGAUGUUUUGAAGUUCCCCUAAAUAUGUAUUUUAUAUGGAGAAAAUAAUUUUUUAGUAGGAUUGCUAUAAAAUCGUUCCGAAUAGUUUCGGAUAGUUUGAGGCUGGUGCACAAAACGAAGAGGUCGUGGCAUCUCCCGCCUUUCCAACUUCAAAGGGCGAACACUAAAGAAUUCAAUAAUCCAUUCCUUUUCCUCGGAUUCCUAUGAGCCUCAAGGAAGUCUCAUGAAAAUGGGGGAAACAUCAGUGCAUAAUACUGCGGUAAGGGAAAGGAGUUCUCUGCCCAGUGUGGGUUAUCCUGAGCGUGUUAGUGUGCCGGAGACUACAUAUAUUUUCCAUAUUUAUUUAGCUUUAAAAGUUUGCUAACUAUGUUUUCUAAACAACAAACACGUAAAACUACACAUUUAUUUAGAUAAAAUAUAAGAUUAUCGGUUAUGAAAAAGUAGUUUUUAAAGUUGAACAAAUAUUCAUAAUUUUAUUUUUUGAAGAUCUUUUAUUUGAUAAAAAAAUAUUUUUACUUAUUGAUGUUGCAGCAGUUUUAUGAAAAAUUGUUUUUUCCCCAUGUAAAAUAUAUGGAAAACUUCGAAGCCUCGUCGACACGGUUAAAUAGGCUGCAUUCCAAAACGUCAAAAUACAAAGCAUCGGUCUCUUCUACUUCCAAACCACAGCACAUUGUAAUGUCAAAUGUGCGCAACCAUGGUUUGAUACUACUUUUCAACUAGGUUGUGCAAGUUAGACUUUUUCUUCUAGUGCGGUUUAGAAAUAAAAGAGACUGAUGCCUUGUAUUUUGACGUUUUGGAAUUCACUCAUACUAACUGAUUUCAAAAUCGAAAAUACGGGACUCCUUAUUUUCGAUAUUCUCCAGUUCUGAGGGUGGCCCUAAUAUACAUAUAUGUUUAGAAUUUAGAUAUUGUGCGUUGGAGGGCCAGGUUAUUGAGUUCCAACUAUGUAUUUUCAUUUAAUAAAUUCGAAUCAAGAAUAUUUAAGUAAGAAUGGUGGAAUUAUAUAUAUAAUACAUUAAACAAAAUGCUUCAAAUACUGCAUACGUACAACAUACAUAUUCUCAUCGUAAUUAAUUACAACGUAAUGUGGCUGAGAUUUAAGGGAUAAAAAAACUAGUUUCCUUAGGAAUAAGCUAAUUCCAGAUUUUUAGCAUACUGUCAAAAAAGUAGUCAUCUUAAUUCCUUUAUACGUUUUGCAUAUACGACAUGAGUUUAUAGUUUAGCACCAAUUGAACUGGUAUAAUUUUAGUGAUGGUUUUAUGGGAGCGAAUCUCAUUUCGAUCUCGCUACAGCCGGCUCAAUUCUGGUCAAUUCCUUUAUCCGUUUUGCAUAUACAACAUGAGUAUAGUUUAGCACCAAUUGAACUAGUAUAAUUUUUGUGAUGUUUUUUUUUUUUUGGCAGCGAAUCUCAUUUCGAUCUCGCUACAACCGGUUCAAUUCAGUUCAAGACCUAAUGCACCCGCAAACAUUAAUGGCUGGCGGCUACAUGCGGUUACAAUAGGAUUGUUGUCUCUAAUCUUAGGAAGAGCAUUCUACACAUGUUUUACACAAACAAUCACAA
This is a messenger RNA of Rhagoletis pomonella (apple maggot), 3377 nucleotides long. RefSeq lists its product as uncharacterized. The transcript has 7 exons. The record is from RefSeq and is a predicted model, not a curated record. NCBI's taxonomy places the organism in Eukaryota, Metazoa, Arthropoda, Insecta, Diptera, Tephritidae. The coding region runs from base 137 to 1657 and encodes 506 amino acids. Gene Ontology annotation, molecular function: protein binding. Gene Ontology annotation, cellular component: nucleus.